Auanema sp. JU1783 is the source of this 2421-nucleotide messenger RNA. NCBI's taxonomy places the organism in Eukaryota, Metazoa, Nematoda, Chromadorea, Rhabditida, Rhabditidae. The record is from the annotation of a GenBank genome assembly.
AUGCAUCCAUUCAAUGUUGGUUUAAAUAAUGCUCGAGUUGGAAUUAUUCCAGUUGCUGGAUCACCGGACUUUGUGUUUUCUACCAUCGUUGGAUUGAAUGGAAUCACUAACCAAUUUAUUUUGAACACCUACCUCUCUCAAACAUACAGUGAUUUCCAAGAUUUCAACCAUACUGGUCAAUACUUGAACAACGCUCUUACCUUCUCCGUCAGUGAUAACUACCGCACAGUUGACAACGGAUUCCGUCCUAAUAUUACAAAUCAUGUUCUGAUUUACGUGACUACCACCACUGACUUCUCUGAUAAGCCAGAAACGCUUGACAUCUUGUCCAACAAUUUGUAUGGCGUCAUUACUGUCGGUUAUGGACCUGGAAUAAAGGAUAUCGGAGCUCUUCAAAAAUUGGCUGGUGGUACUGGUUGUGCAUUCAAUGCUCCUGAUAAGACAACGUUAUUGAACAAGUUGGUACCUGUCGUUCAAGAUCUUGUAUUAACUUCAGCUUCCUCUCAAUCUGGAGCGAAUGAUGUAAUCACUUUUUUGGAUUUUUUCACAAGUACUAGCAUUUUUCAGAUCAUAGCAUUUGUCAACAAUUUGAUGCAUCCAUUCAAUGUUGGUUUAAAUAAUGCUCGAGCACGUGUGCAGAGUGGUAUUCAACUCUUCUCAGGAUUCACUACUUCCCUUGUGUCUGAUGUGCCAGGAUUAGAUCCUGUUCAAGACUCACCGAACAAUAUGAUCAUAUCAUACGUUCAUACCACCGAUCUGCUCAGAACUCCAAUUCUUUUGCAAUCAAGCUUAUAUGAUGCGUACACCGGCAAUUUCUUCAACGCUGCACGUUACCAAUUCCGUGCUGAUUGUAGCUAUCCCUGGGUUUCUCAAACAUUCACUUGUCCCGAUAACUCCGAAAUGAACGAAAUGGCUAUCAUGCAUUAUGGAGAAGAUGCCUCUGGAUAUGCCUUCCAGCGUGUAACUUUCGCUCAUUGCAAUAAGCAAGUUUUGACUUGUGGAAACGGAGGAAUUCGUAGCAAUGGUACGUGUGUCUGUGAUGAAUAUUGGCAAGGUAAAUUCUGUACUAUCCCGAUUUGUGUGAAUAAUGGAACUCUGGAUCCAACCGAGCAGUUUUGUGAAUGCCCUACUGGAUACUUUGGAAGCAACUGCCAAUAUGAUGGUUGUACUAGACGUAAUCCCUACUUCUUCGAUACUAGUAAGAAGACCCUAGCAAUUCUUGUUGAAGCUACUAUGAACAACAAGAACAAUCUCGAUCAGCUAUCUCAAAACUUGACCGCUAUGAUUGCUACUGCUACUGCCCAAAAGACUGAUUGGUUCGGAAAUUACAUUCUUGUAGCUUUCAACAGCUUCCAAGUAACUACCGCAAUCUACAACUUACCAAGUGUUGCCGCAAUGCAGCAAGCAAUCAGAGCUAUCAACGUUGCUGGCUUGAGUGACGAUGGCAAUUGCGCUACGAAUAUCUUUGAUGCAAUUGAUAAGGUUUUGAUGCAAAGUGAUAGAAUUGUUUUCCCUGAUUCUCAAGUCAUCAUUUUCACUGCUUCUACUGCUGGCGAUUAUUUGAACCGUGGAGAUACUGUUGCCCACUUUGGCGCAACUGAAGCCCAGCUUACCUGGGUAUAUGAUACUAACUCUAAAUGUGGUAUAGCUCCAGCCCAAACUGACGCCUCUGCCUCUCAUCUUGUUCGCUUAUGUUAUGCUACUGAUGGUAAUGCUCUGUUCGUCAACUCCGCACUUUUAUCACAGUUCUUUGGCACGUACUUAGCUUCACGAUUCUACGUUGCAACUCUUACAAACCCCACUUAUAAAACAAACUUUAAGUGUGAUAACGCACCGUGGUACAUACAGGUUGAAACAUCGAUGUCUUCUGUAUACAUUACAACAUCCAACUAUAUUGGUUCUAUUACCGCCGUGACAGAUCCUCAAGGAAUAAUGUUAAACACAGACCUUAUUUACUCUGAUUCCUUCACCAAGUUCUCUAUGUUCAAACCGUCUGUUCCUGGAAUAUACACUCUUAAUUUGGCAUCUCCUGGAACCUGCUAUGCAUCUGUUUAUUCCAAUACCGGCGCUAAAGUAUAUCAGUAUUUCGCUCCCACAACUGCUUCAGAUCCUAUUGGUGCUCAUCUUGAUGGAUCUCAGAAGACUCCAAACGCUGGACAAUCUACAAUCGCCACAUUCCAUACACCAAACCGAGGAACAGAUCUUUUGAAAUAUGUUCAGAUCAUUGACUUGGUCACGAAUAUGCCUGUUCUCUCAUCUGCCUUGUAUCUGAGACAGGGAUGCUCCUUUGAAUACUAUUCCGACCCAUUCGUUUGCCAAUCUGAUAUGAUUGCUGUGAUCGUUUACGGCCAAGAUAGAACCUAUGCUCAAUUCAAAAGACAAUUGGUUGCAUUCUGCGUUAACGGAACUUUACCAAGUUAG